AUGCCACCUCAACCACUAGACGCGACGCCCGAGCAGAAGGCUCAGGUUGAUGAAGGAGACAGAAGUCCCAAGCAGCUACCGAAGGGGGUAGUCUUGGGUCCCGAUGGCAAGCCGUGUCGGUCAUGCACUUCGGUGUCCUCGUGGUUCGCCAUGGCCAAACAGGGCACAGCGAACCCCACCAACAUCUCGACGACGACGCCGCCGGCCCAAGUAACCGCCUCUCUCGACAUGCCUGCCGACUGCCCACCAGACGUAGAACAGCUUGGACGCUCAGCAUGGACUCUUCUUCACACAAUGGCAGCAAGCUACCCGGAAAAGGCUUCGUCUGAGCAGCAAAAAGAGACGACGACAUUUAUGCAACUAUUCGGCAAGAUGUACCCUUGCUGGGUAUGCGCCGACGAUUUCAGAGCAUGGAUGAAGGAUGGCAACGAGCCACGCGUGAGCAGCAGGGCCGACUUUGGACAAUGGAUGUGUGAGGCACACAACGCCGUAAACGUCAAGCUGGGCAAGAAGUCGUUUGACUGCAAGAAAUGGGAAGAGCGAUGGAGAACCGGCUGGAAGGACGGACGAUGUGGUUGA
Messenger RNA from Aureobasidium subglaciale EXF-2481, 579 nucleotides. RefSeq lists its product as uncharacterized. Gene Ontology annotation, cellular component: mitochondrion. The record is from RefSeq and is a predicted model, not a curated record. Lineage: Eukaryota; Fungi; Ascomycota; Dothideomycetes; Dothideales; Saccotheciaceae. Gene Ontology annotation, molecular function: flavin adenine dinucleotide binding; flavin-dependent sulfhydryl oxidase activity. The transcript has 2 exons. Bases 1 to 579 code for a protein of 192 amino acids.